GUUCUCUGUUACAAAUACCAUCAACACUCCCAAUUCAGUCUCAUAAUAAUCAAACAUACAUACUGCUAAGAAGGUAAGUCCUUUGUAUGAUUGAAUUGAUAAUUGAUUGAUAUGAUUGUUAUGAUCCCAAUUAGGCUAUUUUGCUAUUUUGUAUUGACAUUCUUUGCAAGAUAAUUAUGCACAUUAAUGCACCUUUAUAUUACGCAUCGAUUUACUUGCAUUAUAAAUAUUUGCAAGUUGUCAAAGCAUGGAAUAGUCCACUAUUAAUGAUAGUUACGCCAGAACUUUUACAAAUCUUAAAGGAAUACCUUUUCUCAAAGUGAAACAUUACUUGUAAUUAAACUGGCUUGCACAAAUUUUAAUGCAACAUUGGUUGAUAUGCUAGCAGCACUGGUGUACUAUGUAGUGAUCUAUUGUAGUUUUAUUAAGAUGAUAUAUAUAUAUACCAAUGGAAAAUGUGUUGAUUGUCAAAUAAGUUUCACAUUGAAAUAUGGGUAUUGGGAUUAGCGGAACGAUUUGCAAGAUUUUGAGAGAGUAGAGUCAACAAAUGCUUAAAACAGUAAGAGUGUGACAAAGUCUGAAACUACGCAAUAGUGCUUUCUAAACUGAUGUGGCUGCUACUUAACAUAGCAAGCAGCUUUUAAUAAGAAGGAAUAUGGGAAGAAUCAAGAGUCUUCUUUGUUAGUAUGCUCCAAAGUAUCAGGAUUACUUGCUGUACUGCGAACUGUGCAGAAUUGACCAAGAUGCUUUGCAAAUUGUAAGGUUAAUAGACCAUUAUCUAUCUCCCAAACAUGAUAUGUAUCUCUUCAUUACUCUUCAGGGUUUGCCAGAUCAGUAAUGUUUACUUUAAAUAAAAAAAUUAAAAAAAGAGAGCAUGAGAGCAAGCAAGAGAGAUUUUGUUGUAUUCAGAGUAUUGUUAUACUCAGGAGAUGUAGCAAAGUGCAGUUUUGGGGAUUUUAUUACAGUAGCUCAUAUACGAACUAAAACAUGUAAUAAAAGUACAAAGUGCAUGAAAAAAAUAUAUAAAUUAAAAAAUAAUCCAAUGUUGUGUGUCUGAAAAACAAUACAUACAAUGUAACAACAUAAUUUAACAAAGACAAGUUACAAUAUAGGCAAAUGAAAAGUCCAUGUACCACUAGGUAACUACCCCUAGAGUGUUUACUUUAUAAAUAUAUAUAUACUUUUAUGUGUCAAUUUUAGUUUCUGUAAGUACUAUUAAACUUUAAAGUCAAACAUAUAAACGUAUAAAAAAAAUGUAAACUUUCAAGUGGUAUGGUGUUCCUUGCCAUGUGUGACAAAUUAAUAACAAAAACAGACUGAAAAUCUUGUACGUAUGAUAUACUUUUUUUUUUUUAAAAAGGCACACAUUAAUGUAAGUGUUUGAAAACACUUGAGCUGCACUGUUUGUAUAUUUAUAGUAUUAUAUAAAGUCAGAAGUUAUAUGUUUAUAUAUUGCAUCAAAUCCCUCUCUGUCCCUUAACAAAAUGCCAUAUAAUGUGUGAGCUCAAUAAACAAGAAAUAUCACAAUUAUGGUUGAACACACACAUAGCAAAUAUAUCAAAAUAGCUUGGGUUCUUAAGUAGAAAACGUAACCAAAAUUAACCUGUGUCAGUAAAGGGUUAAGAAGUCUGAGCUGAUACCGUCAGUUGCCCGGAUAUAUUGUAUAGCUUGUAAUUUACUAACAUUGGUAAAUUGCCCCGGAUUAGACAUGUCAUCUUUAUAUGAUAUACAAGAGACAAUGAAUCAAGAAUUUAAUUUCAAACAGUUUUAUACCAUGCUUAUGAUCAUUUAAUAAACCAAUACUGGCCAUGCAAUCACUCUUUAGUUUUAACCCCUUAAGGACGAAGACAAUUGAACAAAAGUUCUGACCAAACCAAAACUAUAUGUCUGUUUAACUAUAAUUUACCUCUUUCAUAUUACAUGAACCAACAUACUUAUAAUACAUUUGUUGAGAAGAAAUAGGGCUUUCAUUUCACAUCAAAUAUUUAACAUAUGAAACAUCCUGUAACAUGAAUAAAAUCUAAAAUAAAGUGUGAGAAAUUAAGAUUUUGAUUCUGCAUGGCAUUUUAACUGUGCAUGUCAUAAUUCUGUCAGCUUUUGCAAUAAAACACACAUAUUAGGGCAUUCAAAAUGGAGUAUGCCAUCUUUUUAACCCCUUAAGGACACAUGACAUGUGUGGCAUGUCAUGAUUCCCUUUUAUUCCAGAAGUUUGGUCCUUAAGGGGUUAAGUAGCCACUUGGUCACAAUCCCUGGCCAAAGUUAAUGUUCAUAUAUCUUUUUUUGUUCUUGCAUUCUUCACACAAAAACUAGACUUUCACUGAUGAUAUCAUUAUCAUUAAAAUUUUAUUGCUCUAUAAAAUUAAUAUUUGUGUUCAGAGAUAUCUCAUGAGUAGAACAGUACCCGUACAGUUUUAUGGUAUUUUGGAAAGUUAAAUGGUCAAGUAUAGGCAGUGGUGUAUCCUGGUUUUGUGCUGCCCUAGUAUAGUGUAUAGUUCUUAAAAUUAAAUAAAUACAAACUCAGGUGAACAACAACACAUGACAUAUUACACAUUACAAUUUAUUUGAAAAAAAAAUAAAGUUAAAAUGGAGAAGCCCCGUGUGAAAGAAAACGUACACCUGGCUGAUGUCUUUCCACCUUGGCAUUAUGUUAACAUAACAUAUGCAUAAACCCCCCCCCCCCAAAUACUCGGGACACCUUUAUUUGGGAAAAUUAUCACAGCUUUAAUAAUAUAUUAAUAAUACUUAAAAUAUUAUAAGGUCAUUGUCACAUAUUAACAUAACAUAUCAACCAUAAGUCCUUUAACAAUACUACCCAAAACAAUGGCACACAUCACAAUACGUAAAACCACAUUAUAACAUAUAAUUAACAUAUAAACAUAACUAUUGCCACCAAGGGCAUGAUUUUCAGCUUUCUUCCAUGUAGGGGUAUAGCAAGAUACACCCUACACACCUUACACAUACCAGGUUCGGAGCUACCAAUGCGCUCGAACCUUCCAAACCUAACUGUUCUUAGUGAACCAAACUAUUUUACAUCAGGACAAACAACUUAUACCCCAACUUCUAUAACCCAACUUCUCUAUCCAUCCCCCGCCGGGGGGGUGGGGGGGGGGAGGGGGAGCAGUUAGUGUGCAGGGCCAGAUUAAGAGCCCAUUCAGCCUGGACUUGACAAUUAUGAUGGACCUAAUUACAGAAACCUAUCGACCAAAAACACUAAAACAAUCAUACCUCCCAAGCGUCGUGUAUCUGAUGGAGAUGGUGUUGGAGGGAAGGGAUGCAGCUAUACGAAAACACAUACUCUAUGCUAAUCUCUCUCUAAUUUAUGCUUUUAUCUUUUAAGUAAAUCCAUACCCCCUAAUAUCAGUGUCCAGUGAAGCAGGAAGUCAAUGGGCAGGGUAAAAGGGUGGGACACUGACGCAAAUCACAUGACCAGACCUGCCAAAAGGGGUGAACAUGCCCAAAAAGGGGGCAUGUUUGUCCAAAGAAUUGGAAGGCCAGCCUGGCAUGAAUGCAUGUCAGGCUGCCUGCCAAUCAUGCAGGUUGUCCAACUAAGGGCUAUGCAGGCAGCCCCUUAAGCUUGACAUAAAUGCAUCAAAUGAUGCGCCUACUCCACGCUUUCUAAGGACUGUCUACUAGCACUCACAAGGACAGAGUAAAGGUGUAGGUAGUGAAUGUAGAAGAAAAGGCACAUGCCACAGUGUUAGAGAAACCAAAGUCUGCAUUACCUUAACUAAUUUUAUUGUCAGCCAGUCGACACAAGUUUUGUUGCCAUACAUCCCUCUUAAGCUUCCAAACUUAAAGGGACACUAUAGUCACCAGAACAACUACAGCUUAUUGUAUUUGUUCUGGUAAGUGGAAUCAUUCUGUUCAGGCUUUUUGCAUUAUACACUGUCUUUUCAGAGAAAAUAACUCCACUAGCCACUCCUUGGAUGGAUGCUAGAGGUGCUUCCUGGGACAGUACUGCCUAGUGUGCAGCACUGCCACUCAGUGUCUCCAUCCUCUGCAUGCAGACACUGAACUUUCCUCAUAGAGAUGCAUUGAUUCAAUUUAUCUUUAUGAGGAGAUGCUGAUUGGCAAGAACGAUGUUUGACUUGUGCUGGCUCUGCCCCUCAUCUUCGUAGUUGACAGUCUCAGACAAUCUUAUGGGGAAGCAUUGUAAUUUGCCCAGACCACCACUUCUGAUGAUGUCAGUUCAGAGGCAGAGCCAGCAUCUGCAGACUUGAAUACAAGUAAGGUUUUACUAUAUUUAGGGAGGCAAGAGGUGGUCAGGGGGACUAGAUGGUGGUUUUUACAUAAUAGGGUCAGAAAUACAUGAUUGUGUUCCUGACCCUAUAGUGUUCCUUUAAGCUGGCAGAAGAGUAGUUAGGGUUGCCACCUUUCUUGGAAAAAAAAUACAAGCCUUAAUCAUUUGUAUAAUUAAUUAGUUAUGCAUGACAUCACAUGAUGUAAAUCACAAGGAGUGACAUGAGAAAAUUCUGUAAAAUCACCAACAAACUACUCACAGUUUGAUUUUGCUGUAUAGAUUAAUUGCUCCCAUUGUCUCCCUGUCUCCCAGUGUCUCAGUCUCUCAAGUCACCCAGUGUCUCAGUGUCUAUAUGUAUCACAGUGUCAGUGUCCCCAUGUCUCCCAGUCCCAUAGUCUCCCAGUGUCCCCAUUUCUCCCAGUGUCCCCAUACCUCAGUGUGUCCCCAUGUCACUAGGAUACUAGGGGACACAGUGAGACAUGGGGGCACUGAGACACUUGGGGACACUGGGAGACAUGGGGCCACUUGUGAAUACAGACAUGGGGACACUGGGAGACAUGGGGACACUGGGAGAAAUGGGGACACUGAGACACUAGGGACACAGAGAUAUGGGGACACGGACACUGGGAGACAUGGGGACACUGAAACAUUUGGGGACACUAAGACACUAGGGACAUUGAGAGACAUGGGAACACAGCCACUGGGAGACUAGGGGGACACAUGGAGACUAGGGGACACUGGGAGACAUGGGGACACUGAGACACUAGGGACACUUGUGGACAUAUACAUGGGGACACUGGGAGACAUUGGGACACAGACAUUUGGGGACACUGGGAGACAUGGGGACACUGAGGACACUGGCUGGGAGACAUGGGGACACUGGGAUACAUGGGGACUCUGAGUCACUAGGGACACUGGGAGACAUGGGGACUCAGACACUUUGAGACUAGGGGAAACUGGGAUCCAUGUGGACACUGAGCCACUAGGCACACUGGCUGGGGGACAUGGGGACACUGGGAGACAUGGGACACUGUGUCCCUACUGUCUCCAUGUCUCAGUGUCUCCCAAUGUCCCUAUAUCUCUCAGCAUCCCCAUGUCUCACAGUGUCUCCUAGUGUCUGUGUCCCCAUGUUUUCCAGUGUCCACAAGUAUCUCAGUGUCCCCAGGUCUCCCAGUGUCCCCUAGUGUCUGUGUCCCCAUGUGUUCCCUAGUGUCUCAGUGUCCCAAUGUCUCCCUGCUGCCUUUCACCCCAUCCCUCACUUACCUGAGCUGCUGUCUGGACUCUCUGUGCUGUGUAGCUGCUCCCCCAUGGAUCAGUGAGUAGUAGAGAGAGGCAGUAACUGUAACUUCCUAUCCCUGCCUCUCUCCACACACACACUGGCCGGUGCUGGUAUUGCAGAGUAAUCUCUGUUUUAUACUGAGAAAAAUACCUGCAUUUGUAUUGCCGUUAUUACUGCAAUACCUGCACAGCCAGGCAUCCUCAAACACCGGCUGUGCCAGUAAAAUACCAGGUGGCAAACCUAAGAGUAGGGUGUGAAAAAAAAAGGGCCUUUUCCCUGGGCCUGGGCCUGGAGCUGCAGCUCCAUCAGCCCCUAUGUUAAUCCAGCUCUGUAAGGGGGUACUUAGUUUUUCAUGUAUAGCUUCUCCAUUUUGGCUUCAUUUGUAUUAAAUAAAUAAACUGAAGCAAUGUUGUAAAGAAGAGUAGGCCAAAAUUCCUCCACAAUGAUGUGAGAGAUUGAUAAAGUUAUACAGAAAACAAUUGCUUCAAGUUAUAUCUGCUGAAAGUGGCUCUACAAGCUAUUGAAUCAUAAGGUGUACUACUAGUUUUUUUUUACACAUGACUUCUCAAUUUUAGCUUUAUUUUUGUUAAAUAAAUCAUGAUAGAGUAUAAUAUUUCAUGUGGUGUUUAUCAGGUUGUUGAUUGUGGCCUGUGGAAUGUUGGUUGCUGGAUAUUGUGCAAACCUGGUGGCCAACUACAAGAAAUGUCUGAUUUCUGUGCUUGCCAACAAGGGCUUUGCCACCAAGUACUAAGCCAAAGGGGUCAAAUACUUAUUUCACUUACUUACAUGUAAAUCAAUGUAUAACUUUUUUGACAUGCGUUUUUCUGUUGCAUUUUCAUUGAUUACAGUAAUAUAUAUUUAUAUAUAAUUUAUUUAUUUAUUUCCCUCCAGGGUUAACAAUGUUUUUUUCUGGGAAGAUUUUCAUGUUUACUUGUUUAAUAGCAUGUAAGUAUCAUAGAUCAAUUUGUUUUGUGAGAUUUUAGUGACAUAAUUUAGUGACAUUAUUCUUUGAAAAAAUAUGGGUUGCAAGUGUGAUAUGAAAAUUAAGAAAAACCUCCAUCCAAAUUUGCUCUGAGAGGCUUAAUACUGUCAUAAUCAGAGUGGAAACCCUAAUCAGUUACUACUAUAAAAGUAAAUUGAGGGUCUCUUAUUUCUGAAAUAACUGUAGAGUAACUGACAUCAAUAACUUAGAAACAAGGUGAGCUAAAAUACAAAAUGAAAACCAAACUAUAGCGUAUCCACAGAACUCCUCUCCUUUAUUAAUCCUCCAUAAUGGGGAAAAAUGAAAACAAGCAAGGGCCCUUAAGGGACACUGUAGUAAUUAUAAGUAUUGCAUCUCAUUGAAUUGGUUAUAGUUCCUGGAUUCCCCUGGCCUAUCCCUCCAUUUAAUGUUAAACCAACAGUUUAAAAAGCAGUUUAACACUAAAUAAGGAUCCAUAACCACCCACAACCAAGAGUUUACUGGUGGUAUGGCUAAUGCAGAGAUUACACACUUCCUUGUAGUCAUACCCAUUCACACUGACAAUGGAAACUUUGGUAGGCUACAAGCAGUUUACUGACACUCUCAGCCAAUCACAGCUGCCCAUUGCUGCUCAGGCUAAUACUUCCUCAUUAGCCCAAGCAGCACAGAAAGGAUGGACUUCUUGGGACAUUUUUGGGAUUAAAACUUAACAACCUUCAAAUCUGUUUAACACUGAAUGUUAGGUGCAGAACCAGGGGAUUCCAGACACUGUAACCAGUGCAAUAUAGAUUAAAGAACAGUGCACAAAUAAAAAUACAGCUUUAAAUUUUUUAAGGCUACUUAAAAUCACCUAUCUCAGCAAACAAAUAUGCAGUAUGGCCAUAUCGUGCUAAGCCCACCACUACUUCACAGUACCCCAAUAUCGGUGGGUCCUACACUAAUUGUAAUGUGGGAAUUAAAUAGUGCUAGUGCUAAAUGAGCUAAAGUAUAUUUAAAUAAUCCGUUGUGAGAGCAUUGUGAAAAUAUAUAAUAUAUAUAAGCGGUGGUUUAUUUUGGAUCUGUGCUGCUCUAAACAUGAUGAAACUUAAGCACCCCUAAUUUAAAUUUGCCUCACCCCUUCCUGUCAAGGCUACACUUCUUCCUGUUAAAGACUAACGCACACUUUGACUGACAGACACACACCCUCAGGUACACUGACACACACACACUCACUGAUUUGACACAAUCUGACACACACACACAAUCACUGACGCACUCACAGACACACACACUCACUGACAGACGUGCUCACUCAUGACACACACACAUUGACAUACAAACAGACACACACACACACACAAUCACUCAGACACACACACACUCACUGAUUUGACACAAUUUGACACACACACACACAAUCACUGAUGCACUCACAGACACACACACUCACAGCCAGGCGUGCACACUCACUGACAUACACACAAUGACGCAGACACACAAACCCACAUUCACUGACAGACACACACAUGCACACACUCAUGACACACACACAUUGACAUACAAACAGACACACACACACACACACACACACUCACUGAUUUGAUAUAAUCUGACACACACACAAUCACAUUGACUCACUCACUCACUCACUCACUCACAGACACACACACACACACUUACAGACAGAUGCGCACACUCACUGACACACACCAUGACUCAGACACACACAAACCCACAUUCACUGACAGACACACACACGCACAUAGUCAUGAGACACACUGACAGACAUACACACAGACACACAGUGACAUACACACACACCCAUUCACUGACAGACACACACACUCACUGACAUACACUGACAGACAUACACACAUUAACUGACAGACACACACUGAAAGACACACACACACACACACACACACACACACAAUCACUCAGACAUACAGACUUUCUCACAGACACACACUGACAGACAUACAUACACACACACUCACCCACCCAGACACACACACUGACAGACAUACACAUAUUCACUGACAGGCGCACACACUCACAGACACACACUGACAAACAUACACAUAUUCACUGACAGACACACACACACACACACACACAGAAACACACUGAAAGAUACACACACGUUCACUGACAGACACACACACUCACAGACACAAACUGACAGAUAUACACACAGAGACUCACUGACAGACACACACACUGGAAGACAUUCACACACACUGACAGCCACACACACACUCACACAUACACACACACACACACACACACAUUCACUGAUAGACAGACACAUACACACAUUUAACCCCAACUUUCACAGAUUAUUGUUAUUUUUUAAUUUUAAUUCAAAUCCACCCAGCCUCCCUACUUUUGGGAGAGUUGGGUGGAUUUUUUACCUGAGGUCCAGUGGGGUUGCUGGCCGAGCUGUGUGGGCUGCUGGGCAGGAAGGCAGGCGGGCAUGCAGCAGGCAGGUGGGCGCACUAAGCUGGCAGCAAGGGAACUGUGGUCUUCUUGCUCAGCUCCCUCGCGCGCCGCAGAGUGAUGCUGGGAGCCGGGGAUAAGUCAUAUUCCAGCUCUUGGCGUCACUGCGAGGAGCUGAGCAGGGAGAGCUCACAAAUCAGCGCUCCCUUGACACCCUGGGCCCCCCUGGAAAGUGCCACCCAAGGAAAAUGCCUUGUUAGCCCCGCAGAAAAUACAUUGCUGUAUAUAAGCCCAAUGGAGCAGGACUUUGCUCAUUAUCAAAGAGAUCAGCUUACACUCUCAACCAAUGAGCUGAUUUUUCAGAGCAGGGUUUGGCUCAGGAGCUCUAGCUUUUGAUUCUGGCUGCAGGGAGGCAGUGUGUGUGUGUUACUAAACAUUUUGCAUUGGGGUGCCAUGGCUGACUGCAGUGGUUAUGGUGCUUGGAGUUUUCCUUUAAGUGAGCAUUCUAAACAAAUCACAAGCUAAACAUAAGCCCAUGAUAAGAUCAAUGAGCUCAUAAAAUACAACUUAAUAGUCCCAGUCUGCACUUGAGAAGGCUCACAGUCAAAGCAAAACAAAGUAGAUAUUCGACCUCGGUCUCCUUUGGACAAUAUGGUAUUUUGUACAUUUCACAUCCAGUAUAAAAUUUUAAUUAUUAUACUCAUCAUAAUUAGAAUCUAUAUUAAAAAGUAUACAUAUAAACUGCGUGGAGGGGAGCUGGAGAGAUAUAGCGACUGGAGUUAGUUCACAUCUGUAUGGCACUUUUUCAACAGCUCCUACUUGCCUGAGAAGAGCUUUCUGCAAUUUAAUUUGCUAUUUUUAAAAAAUUAAAUAAAUAUAAUGUAUAUAUAUAUAUAUAUAUAUAUAUAUAUAUAUAUAAAUGAUUUACCUAUUUACUUAUAAUACUUUAAAAAAAAGAAUAUAUCUAGCUGCAGGCCAGUCUUUAUCUAGCAGUGUUUUACAAGCACUUCAUUAUCAGCACAUCUAGUGCGUCCCAAUGUCCACAGGAUAUUUAAUGUGUUCUAUAACAUUACUGUGUAGAUGCAUCCAUGUUAAUGUACUUCAUUAAAUAUGUUAUUUAGGUUUUCUUAUUGCCAUAAGUGGAAUAAUAACCAGUUUCUUCAUUGUAUUUUUAGUUGUCUUUGCUAUUAAAUAUAGGAAAAAGUAUGCAAGAGAAAAUGAAGCAUAUAUUCUAGAAUGCCCACUGAAUCCAACAAACACCAAUGAAACAAUCACAUGGUCACAAUAUAAUGAGAGCAUUUCAGCCAAUAUACAAAGACGAGUACAUGCAACUGGAAAAUACCUUUUUUUUCUGCCAGCAGUUAUGAAUGAUACAGGGUUGUACACAUGUACUAUACAGUAAGUGCUCAACCUAACACCUCCUUAUAAUAUCUAGCGUACAACAGCAAACCUGUUUGUCUUACUCAAUUCUCUCUUUCACGCAAUCCUCUUUUUUGUUCAUUUGUUCUUUAUUUCAUUUCAGAUACUCGCAGACAAUCUUGGUUGAAAUUCAACAUGAUGCUAUUAAUAUGUACUCUCCUCAUUAAUAAUUCACUAAUUUACAUCUGAUCUUAUCUUAAUUCUCAGUCUACCUUACAAAUUAUUUCUCUAUUUAAAUAUGUGACAUUAAUUGUUCCCCUCUCAUUCAUUACCUCAUUGCUCUCUAUCGGUUAGUUGGCCUACAAACCAUCCUACACAUGUGAGCUCUAAGUCUGGUUCAUGUUCUAUCUAUUCAACAGUACGUCUUGGUAGAUAACUUUAAUGGGACACUAUAGUCACCCAGACCACUUCAGCUUAAUGAAGUGGUCUGGGUGCCAGGUCCCUCAGGUUUUAACCCUUUAGAUGCAAACAUAGCAGUUUCAGAGAAACUGCUAUGUUAACAUUGCAGGGUUAAGACAGCCUCUAGUGGCUGUCUUCUGGACAGCCACUAGAGGCGCAUCUGCGACGCUGGAGGCAUAUUAUUCCUCCAUCACGCAGAGCGUCCAUAGGAAUGCAUUGAGACGGGGGAGCUGACGUCGGCGGGGGAGGAGAGGUCACCAGCGCCAAGGGAGCCCGGCACUAGAUUAAGGUAAGCUGCUGAAGGGGUUUUAGGGAGGGACCCUGAAAACCGCUAUGGUUUCCUGACACUAUAGUGAUCCUUUAAACAAUCUCUAGUUCUAAUUUUGACGUAUUAGGCCUUUUUGUAUCCAAAACGUAGGAGCCCAGCAUUACUUUCAUAUUUUUGCAUUAAAUGGUAAUCAAAUGAGCAUGUUUUUAUUUGUUAUAAUUGUUUAAAGCAACAAAUCGAUUUGUUGAAAACACACAAAAUAAAAAGACACUUCCUUUGCAGCCUCUUCACUAAAGGCUUGCUAGCCCAGGAUAAGCCAAUCCUAGACUUAUACAAAUUCCAAAAGGAAUGCUGAGCAUAUUUCAUGAAUCCCUGAACAGAAUAUGAUUUAGCUAUGUAGUACAACAUUUGAGAACCAUUUUGUUACUUUAAAGAUGGAAGCAAACCUGCUGACCAGGGUAUCAGAAGCAUUAUUUGAAUUGUACUGCUCCCUUUUACAAAAUCCCCUGCUUAGCCCCCCUUAUACAAGAUCCCUGCCCCAAGACAAAACUUCUGCCCCCUUCUACAAAAUCCCUGCAUCCCCACACACACAGUUACAGGCAGACAGUCACACACAGUUACAGGCAGACAGUCACAUGCACGCAUUCACAGACAGACAGUCACACACACACACACAGUCACAGGCAGACAGUUACACACUCACAGUUAAAAGCUGGCAGCCACAAACACACACAGUCACAGGCAGAUAGUCACACAAACAAUUGCAGGCAGCAUCACACAGUCAUAUGCAGACAAUCACAUAUACAGUCACAGGUACACAGUCACACACACAGUCACAGGCAGACAGUCACACACACACACACACACACAGUCACACACACAGUCACACACAGACAGUUACAUGCAGACACACUGUCACAGCCAGACAGUCACACACACAGUCACAGGCAGGCAGUCACACACACACACACACACACACACACACACAGUCACAGGCAGAUAGUCACACACACAGUUGUAGGCAGCAUCACACAGUCACAGACAGACAGACACACACACACACACACAGUUGCUGGCAGACAGUCACACACACACACACACACACACAGUCACAUGCAGACAAUCACAUAUACAGUCACAGGCAGACAGUCACACACACAGUCACAGGAAGACGGUCACAAACAGUAACAGGCAGAGAGUCACACACAAUUACAGGCAGACAGGCAGACAGGCAGACAGGCAGACAGGCAGACAGGCGCGUGCACACACACACACACACACACAGUGUCACAUGCAGUCAUACACACACAGUCACACAUAGUCAAAUGCAGACAGUCAUACACAGAUAGUCACACACAGUCACAAGAAGACAGUCACACACAAUUACAAGCUGACAGGCAGACAGACACACACACACACACACACACACAGAGUCACAGGCAGUCAUACAUGCACACAGUCACAUACACACACAAACACACAGUUGCAGGCAGACAGUCACACACAGUCACAUGCAGACAGUCCACACACCCUGGAGUCUGUUAGGUGGGGAAGCAGGAACUCCUUAUUGCUUUCCCUUGAUGUGCUGCAAUAACAGUGGGUGGGGGCAGUGUUAAGCCCCACCUCCACUGCUAAUUUGGUCCCACCCUGCUGUCAGUUGGCCCCGCCCCCACUUUUGUCCCGUGCAUCUGGUUUUAAAGUUCUGCGGCCCCUGUGUGGAAGCUGUGUUGGCCGACCAGCGCCCCAGCUGUUAUGGGGCCCUGUGCGGCCACAAAGCUUACACAUCCCUGGCACCCGGGGCGGACGCCCUGCCCCUCUUAGUACACCACUGGCUCCACCUAUUUGUUAAGAGUAGAAAUAAUACACAAGACAAAGUAUUCCUACUUUGUCUUACAAUUUCUUUUGACUGGGUUGGAAUUUCAGUGACAUUUCAACACAGUCUUUAUGAGCAUUUCAUCGAGAUUUUAUCUUUCUCAAAUGUUCUUUUUUUUUUUUGUAUAUUCUCAUGAACCCCACUAAUAUUUUUGUAAAAUAUGAAUUAAAAGAUUAAAAUGUAAUUAUGUAAAUUUAGCUGUUUUAAUUCCCAGCUACCGAUUAAUAGUAUUUUGAUCCUACAUCCUGCUAGUGCUGGUAUAGCAAACCAUGUUUAAAAUAAAUGUUUUGCCAAUUUUGUAUUUUUUUGCAAAAUUUUUGAUAGAAUGUGAUUAAUAAUAUGAAAAAUUAAAACACUUUUUUCAGGUCAACACUAAAGAGCAAAUAUAGUCAUGUGAGUUUGAUAAUGUCUGAAUCACAUGACAAUUGCUCUGCACAACCUAUUUACCCACAGCGACUAGGAAUGGGAACUGGCGUAUACAUUCUUUGUCCAGACAUUGAUUUAUAUGAACAUAAAAGUAACUUUAUCUGGUAUAAGGUAAGAUAAUGCAUUUAAAAUUAUAUUCAUAAUUCAAAAUAACUAAUACAUCUUUUUAUUUAUGUUCUUAAUGCCUCAAUGUACAGCUCAUUAAUAUCAAAAUUAAUUAGUAGGUGUGUAUCAAGACCUGCAUGUUACAUGCAAGAUCACUUGGUGUAAAAACAUAUCAUACAUCAUAUAGUAUACGCUAUACUGUAGUAACAGGCUAACAGAGGGGUAUAGAGACAAUAAUUCAUAGAUGGUUUUAAAGAUAUUGUAAUUUAUUCAUGAAAAGUGAAUUGUAGUGAAAGUGAGUCUCAGCCAGAGAGGAUAAGCACAUUUAUUUACCCCCCUAAACAGCAGGGAAUUGAACAGUAAUUGACAGUGCAUUUGCAUCAGAGAACUCGCACCUCUCCGCUAACUUUCAAAGCCAUUUAUGGCAGACCACUACAGCCUACUCACAUAACCCAUGAGACCAUGUCCAUAUCUUUGGCUGUAGGGGCUCUACACCAUGAGAUGAUCCAAAUCCAGGUGAUUUCCACUCCAUAUUGCCUGGUUGUGUUGGGAUACCCUUGGCUACAGAAGCAUAACCCCACAUUUGAUUGGCGCAAAUCUGAGCUAUUAUCCAGCAAUGUACAUUUGUUUGUCUCCGGAAACCAGAUAAAGUUUUGUGCACAUCUUCUGCCUCUUUGUUGCCCUCUGAGUACAAAGAAUUCCAUGAUGUAUUUGACAAGGGUCAGGCCAGCGUUCUGCCCACCCCAUUCCCUUGAUCAUUGAAUUAUUUGACUGCCUCAAGGGAGCUACGGUCUUCACUAAACUUGAUCUGAGAAGGGCAUAUAAUCUCGUCAGGAUAAAAGAGGGCCACGAAUGGAAAACUGCAUUUAACACCAGGAGCGGGCAUUAUGCAUACCUAAUAAUGCCCUUUGGUCUUUGCAAUGCUCCUGCAGAUUUCCAGGAAUUUAUAAAUUAUGUCCUGUGAGAUAUGCUGCAACAAUGUGUGGUGGUUUAUCUCGAUGAUAUUCUAAUCCAUUCCACAUCUCUCGGGAACCAUCAUGCAGACGUCUCUCGUGUUCUACAGAGGCUCAGAGAACAUAAUCUCUUCUGUAAAUUGGAGACAUAUGCCAACUGCAAACAGGUAAAAUUUUUGGGCUGAUGCUGGAUUCUCUAUGGACCCAGAGAAAAUUUCCACUGUACUACAAUGGCCUUGACCUACAGGUCUUUGCUCUAUACAACGUUUUCUUGGCUUCACCAAUUAUUAUCGGACGUUUUAACGCAACUUUUCUUCCUUGGUUAAACCUCUCACGAAUAUGAUCAAGAAAGAUGGUGAUCCACAACAUUGGUCAAAAGAAGCUCUCUCAAAGUCUCUCAAAGUCGCCUUUGCUGCAGCUCCAAUACUGGCACACCCUAACCGUGCCUUACCUUUCAUUCUUGAAUUUGAUGCGUCUAAGACAGGAGUAGGUUCCCUCCUGUCUUACCAUCCUGACCCAAAGAGCUCCAUGCAUCAGUGCGGGUAUUUUCUGAAGAAAUUGAACCCAACGGAAUGCAAUUACCAGAUUGUGGAUAGAGAACUCCUAGCUAUAAUUUUAUCUCUCAAACAAUGGAGGCACCUUCUUGAGGGUACUUCACUGCCAAUUCUCAUUCUCACGGACCACAAGAAUCUUACUUAUCUUUCCAAAGCUAAACAACCUUCCCCUCAGCAAGCUAGAAGGGCUCUCUUCGUAUCAAUAUUCAGUUAUGUGGUUUUUUAUUUGCCUGGUACUAAAAACUAAGGAGGAAAUAACUCCUACUCCAGUGAUUCCUCCACACCGAAUACAAGCCACUAUCCACUAACCGUACUAACCUCAGCUCACCCCUAGGCGAGGAAAUUCUGGCUGCACAAGUUAAUGCUCCUACAGAGAACCCUAGUGGUUGUUGUUUUGUACCUGUUCAGCUCUGCACCAACUUAUUAGGUACAUAUCACAAUUGCAAAGCAGCUGGACAUCCAGGCAAUAAACAGUUAAUCUGGUCUGUCUCGCGACAAUUUUGGUGGCCUAGUUUCUGUUUGGAUGUCACUGCUUUUGUAGCUGCCUGUCCUGUGUGCGCUCAAAGUAAAACACCACAACACCCUCCAGUGGGUCUCUUGCAAACUAUACAUAAUGGUGAACGACCCUGGACUCACUUGUCCAGGGAUUUUAUUGUGGAUCUUCCAGUCUCCCGUGGCAAUACUGUAGUUCUCAUGGUUGCUGAACAAUUCUCUAAGAUGUCACACUGAAUUGCCCUGUAAAACUUACAGCAAGUCCCAGUACCUUCUUGCCCUUGAAUGGUUUCCUGUUUCCCAGAAGACUCCCUGUUUCCUGUGAAUUCCUUGUAUGAUUACCCGCUUUGGUGCCUGACCCCUACUUGCCUCCUGGACUUUGCUUUUGGUUUAUUUCAUUUUUGCUAUUUAUUAACAAAGCUGUUUUGCAUCUUUGUUCUUUCUCUGUCUGGUUCCUGGCCCCUAACACAUCAUCAGAGGAAAUAUCUUAGGGUAAGAUAAGGUUUAAUGCUGUUUUAGGCUCUUCAUUCAUUAAAAAAAUAAAAAGUAUGUACAAGGUUUGAGAACAGUUUAAAUCCUUCAGGUAAGAAAGCAAUUUGCAACCUCCUCACACCAUAGCUACUUCAGUUCAAUGAAAUUAGUAUGGUGCCUGGAGUGUUCCUUUGAAUUACGAUGGAACAAGCACUUAGCAUAAAUUGUAGGUUUAAUUUUGGUUCAGAAGUUGAACAAUUGCCUCCAUUCUUAUGGGGUUAAAGGGGAAUUGUCAUAUUCCAGAAUGUUUACCAAAUUUGUAUUCAUGAUGUGUGAAAAAUGUUACAAAUAUAGAAAUAAUGUAAUACCUAAGCAAUUUAACUUAAUUACUUUAAUUUAGCCUAAACUGCAAGCUCCAUGGCUGAAAUAUGAUACCAAAACAAACAUAGAAUACAAUUCAAUGAUUAACACAAAAAUACGUGUUUCUCUUUGUUUGAUGUAGGAAUGCAAACCAUUACAUGGUGAACGGUACAUGAAAAUUGACACUGGUCUCUCUUUAAAUCAUUUCACCGAACUCGACCAAGGAAUAUACAAUUGUAAAUUUACAUACACAUAUAAUGGUAAGACGUACACGGUUAACAGAUUCAAGAACAUCACUAUGAAAGGUAUAUAUAUUUCUCUAUAUACAAUGUACUUCAUGUGUUAAUAGUUUUUACAAGUAAAUAUUAGAAGUCGGAGUGGUGGCUGGUGAAGUGUUAAGAUGGCAGGAAACUAGACUCUACCCCUGGAAUUCUUCACUUUACCCUAUACGCUCUACUCAAAACUCAGUGGGACAACAAGCCAUCUGCAACACCAUCAAUCUAUAAAAAUAAGAAUAGGGGGAAAACAAAAAACACUUAAGGGACUGUUAAGGUUACAAAAUGCAUUUUGUUUUCUUAACGCACUUAAAUACUGCAUUAAGAAAUAAAUGUAUUAACUUUCCAACAUUCCCAUCCUAACUGUCUCAGUCCUACCAUUACGUAGUUGUCAUUUUUAUCAAAGUGAAUUUUUUAACUAAGCUGUUGAACUUGCUUUCUGAAGCUUAGCUGAUUUGUCCCACUUUUGCAAGCACAAACAUAAUUUUUAGUACCAGCCAGUGACCAAUCAAAUGCCUCUCAUAGAGACUCAUUGUGGACACAGGAAGCAUAGCAAAGCAUAUUAUAAAUACUUAACUCAAAUAAUGGUUUGUGAGUAUCCCCCAGUUGCUUUUGGAAUCUAUAAAACAUAUCUGAAAAUGUAUAUUACUAACUAAUAUUUAUAUAAUCAAGUUGUGUAUCGAAAUAUCUGCACCGAAUAUGGGCGGGACCUGCAUAAGCCCAAGGAGAUACCACAAAGGGUAGUUGAGAAUGACAGAGCUAAGAUCUUGUAGGACCUUCAGAUUCAGACAGACAAGCCAGUAGUGGACAACCAACCGACACUAUGGUGGUAGACAAGGAACAGAAGACUGCAGUGGUGGAUGUGGCAAUACCAGUGACUAUAACAUCAGGAAGAAGGAAUAUGAAAAGGUGGACAAAAAGGACUGAAAGAAGGCAGUGGUAGUCCCAGUUGUGAUUGGAGCACUCGGGGCUGUAACCCCCAAGUCCCAAGUUGGGAGAGUGGCUUCAGCAGAUUUCAGAGUGCAGUUCUACGAACAGUUAAGAUACUACUCAAAACUCUCAGAAUGACCUAUAACGUGUGUUAACCUUUCUAUGAUGCUCUGUUUUCUAUUAAAGCUAUACUAAAUAUAUAGCAUAUGGCAUCAUAAUCAAGUUCAGUCCAGGCACAGUCCAGGUACACAUUGCAAAUUAAGAGGAGAAACAGAAACAUUCAGGAUUAUAUUUAAAAAGUGCAUUCUGAAAAGUAGAGCAAAUGGGGAAAUGAAGUGGAGUCACCAAUGCAAUGUUCCUGUUGGUUCUGCUAUUUCCAAGGUGGUUGCCACACUUAAUACUUUAGACCACCUUUAAGAAAAUUAUACUCAUCUAAGCUGACUACCACAUCCAAAGAACAGAAAAAAUUAUAAAAAAUUAAAAAAUGAUUGAAAGAGAGUCAAGAUGGUGGCAUCCAGAUAAUGAAUGAAGAGGUGUGGAUUCCUUCAUUCAAUUAUUCAUGCCUCAAAAACAAAAUAUUUGUUUUUACUUAAAGAUAAGUAACCAUAAAAUGACAAAAAAUAAUGCAGGUUUUGUUUUUAUGUCUGCUAUUCACUGGAGCUCUUUUCUGAUUCUUAUCUGCUUUUAUGUCUUAAAUAAAUAUCUAAUCCUUAGCUAGUAAUGCCAGAUCCACUAAGUUUUCCUCGACACAUAUCACUUAAACAAAAACCGAGAAUAUGAGAAAUCUGAGAAAAAAACUUUUUUGAGCUCUGAGCAGGUACUAACCGAAGGGCAAGCUACUGAGAUUUCUCUGAGCUUUUGCCCCCGUUCUCAGAGUUCUCAUAUUCUAUGUUUUUUGUUGUGAUAUCAAUUAAACAUACUGAUGGGCUGCAUAUGAAAAUUGCUGCACUAUAGUGUAUAACAUACACAAGUCAACUUAAAAACCUUCACGUUAUACAUUUUACAUGCAGGGCAGCAUCCUGGAAAACAUGAUAGAAGCAGCAGCUUUACUUAUACCCCUCAUACCAUGUUUCACACUACUUGCAUGUUUUACCAGAACACAUCCAUAUAUAUUCUAUCUAGGUCACAAAUAACUAUAGUGCCACCCUUUGCUCCCACUCUCGCCUGUUCAGUCACUCAAAUUUGAUAAUAGUAAGUCACAAAUGUAUACUGGUAAACACACUCAAAGAGCUGCUAGAGCUGUGUGAAGUAGAUUUAAAUAUUCUACAGAGCUGGUAGCCUGUAGAUAAUUAAUCAGGUGUCAAACAAUCAGGGAUUGUAAGAAAUUGUUCGAAUUAAAAUCAGUAUGUACAUUGUGACCUUUGUAGUACAUAUAAGGAAAAUACAAAAUAAACUGUGAAGCUUAAAGUAUCUUAUUUUAGAGUCACAAAUGUAAGCAAAGAAACACUUUCCAUGUGUUUAAAGAAGGCCAAAUAUAAAUUAUGGUGGAGGCUAAUAUAUUGGAGUAUUUUAAUAUAUGGUCUUAUGUGUUGGUUUGUUCUCAUGAGAUAGACAAAAAAACAUAUAAAGUAUAAAAAAACAAGUACAGAAUAGUACAAUAUAUUUUUUGGAUAACAGAACACAAAUGAAAGGGAAACGCUUAGCACCAGAACCACUACAGCUUAAUGUAGUGGUGCUGGUGCAAAAAGAAAGUCCCAUUAAGUUUCUGCAGUGUAAACAUUGCAUUUUCGCAGGAGGAGACAUUAAAGAUGGGUAAUAGACAUGCACAGAGAAUAAAAAUUGUUUUGUUUCAAUUCAGUAAUUCUGAAAUUUGAUUACUGAUCAUUUAUAAUUAUCAAUUCGGAACAAACCAAAAUUUGCAUGCCUUUUUCAUAGAUAAUCCCCUUAUGCACUUAGGGUCCUGUUUCAUAGAUAAUCCCUUUAUGUGGAAUUGCCCUAUUCAGGAUACCACAUUAGGACAUUGUUUAUCCUUUGCUCCAUAAUUCUGUUCCCUUAUGUCCUAUUUAAGGACACCAAAUUAAGGGCUGUUUAGCUCCUAAGUUCAGAUAGUGUCCAGGACCCCAAGGUAAUUAACUUAAUUGCGAUUAAGUUGUUAUAAUGCCUGGAGUUUUCUUUUAAUGCACAAAACCCUUUAAUACAGUUUAUGAUCUACUUUGAAAUGUUUGCUAAUUCUGUUUUCAUUUUAUUUUUCUUUAGCAGCAUACAUACAAAGAAAACCUACUUUGGAAACUGCCAUAAAUAGAACAAUAGAAGUGGCAUUAGGUGAGUAUGACAAUAUGCUAAACCCUACAAGAGAAAAAGUCUCAGGCACGUUUAUUGGAUCCGCAAUGUUUCGACCUGUACCCAGAUCUUUCUCUAGACCUGUACUCAGGUCUUUAUCGAAACGUUGCGGAUCCAAUAAACCUGUCUUCAAUAAAUCACAGUGCGUGCCUGAGACUUUUUUUUUCUUAUAUGUAGAUUAUAUGGGGUAUGCUGACCCAUGUUCAGUUUAGCACCCUGUGUAUAUGUUUGUGAUUGAGUGCAACCCUCUUCUUUAUUUCUUUUAUAAAUAUGCUAAACCAUCACUUUGGUGAAUUUGGUUCUGCUUUUCAUCAGUGAUGACUCAAUUCAACAAUGCAUUUAGAUGAGAUAGCAAUAUUUUAGUGGGUGUAAUUGAUGAUAAGUGACCUUAUAUGUAGGCUUCAUGUAUCUGAGCAGUUCCAUUUGUAGGGCACCCAUUGUGUUGAUUGAAAUUAUUUAAUGUGUAGUUUUUAUUAUUUUGUUCAACUUAUUAUUUUUUUGAUUUUUUUUUUAUUGGGAUGGGCUUAUUUCUGUGGGAUGAAAAUAAACAAUAAAGGAUUCUACCUUUAGUUUACUAUAUUCUUUGAUUUUAUUUUACAGGUUUUGUUUAAGGAGAGGUUAAGAGUAGAGUUGAGCCGAACUUAGAAAAAAAGUCCGGGUUCGGGCUCGAACUUGACCCCGAACUUGACCCCAAACCCGAACCCCAUUGAAGUCAAUGGGGACCGGAACUUUUGGGUACAAAAAUGGCUCUAAAAAAGUCCUGGAAAGGGCAAGAGGGCUGCAUAAGGAAGUAAAAUGGGGGUAAGAGUAGGAGAAGUGCCCUGCAAACAAAUAUGGAUAGGGAAAUAACUUAAAAUAACAUAAAAUGUGUGAUUGUAGUGCCCUAAGCUGUGUGUCUUUUUAGCCAUACAUAUUUUUGCUUUAAACUAGGUCAUGGCCAUGGGUGUCCGGUGGAGGGGGAGAGGGGGUACAUGCCCCCCUGGGCAUGCCCCCCUGAGCUCUGCAGGGCGGGGGAAGGCUUAUAAAGCAUUGCCCCGCCCUGCAAUUAGGCUCAAAGCACUCUGAUUGGUGGGUUUAAGCCAUCCAAUCAGAGUGCUCUGACAGGUAAAUGAAGAGACUGACAGGUAAGUCUCUACAUUUACCUGUCACAGCACUCUGAUUGAUUGGCUUGAAAUCCUCCAAUCAGAGUGCUCUGUGUCAUUUUACGCAGUGUGGGAAAGUUCUUUGGAAAUUUCUCACGCUGUGUAAUUUGACUCAAAACACUCUAAGUUGUUUUUUUGGAGGGGGUAUAGAAGUCAAAACAGGGUUUUAUAUAUGUUGUCGUAAUAUUUUUUAUUUAUUUUAAUUUUCAUUAAUUUUGUUUAAUUGCUGCAUUUUAUUCACUAAAUAUUGGUCACAACGAGUUGAACUGUCCAUCUCUUGCUCCAUCGUAAUAUUAAGGAUGGACUAGGCAAUCAGGAACCUUGAAGUUAUGCUAUGAAUGGGAACUCCAGUACUUUGGUGGGAUGAGGGGGUUUGGAAUCAGGUGAUUAGCUUUUCUCUGACUCUCCCAUUUCAAUGAGAAUAUCCAGGUUACUUUCUCACCACAUUUCCUUACACUUAUUAAGUUGGAAUGGUGGAGUAGCUAAGGACAAAACUCUUGCUCUGUUAUAUUUACUACUCAUAUUUACACCUAUGUGGUAAGGUGUGGUAAGAUGUUAAGGGGCCCAGGGAAGCCCUCCCUACCAUGUUUUAUUUUUUCAUAAACCUCCCAAUCAUUAGCAGGGGACAACCACAAGCCCAGGAUUACUUUUGAUGCCAUAAUCCUCGUUAUAUAGCAAUGGAGUUGUAAACAGAGUUUACACCAUUUAAGGUGUUUUAAUUUCCUCUUAGUAUUGCUCCAAGGCUAGGAAGGACAGAUAUUUUCGGAGGUGUAGCAAAGAAGGGGCAAGUGUCACUGGCUCUAGUUUUGAGGAGGUGUCACAAAAUGUUCAGGCUUCAUACCCCCACACCUUUUAAAUUCCAUGGCAAUGAAUAAAGCAAUGUUUUAAAAUCAAUUGAGGGUUUCACAUGGCUGUUUCAGCCUGGGGCUGGCAGCUCCCUGUGAAACAUUCCAUUAGUUAAUACAGUUGCUUCUUUGCCACACAAAAGAGAGGGUAGGACUUGAGGGAGGCUUCAGUGUUGGUGGUAUUAUGAAGAAGCAGAGUAGUGACUGAUUGGCCCACUGAGGGAAAUUUUAAUGUGGGCUUCUGUAACUGGGUGCUGCUGCAAUUUAUGUUUGUUUUAAUAAGUUUGUCCUUGCAUUGCACAGAAGUGAAGGCCGCUAGGAUACAGCAUGAUGUAAUAUCCUGGCGGCCAACAUGCAUAGGAGAUACCUAAUGACAGCCUGGAUUCCAGCCCCAGGCCUGAAAGCCCAGUGCUAGCCUAGGAUGGCAUAGGACAGCAACUUGUAAGGGACAUAAGAAUUAAAACUGUUAAGUGUGUGCGAAAGAUUCUGGCUUGUGUGUUUUUCAGUGUAUCUUGCUUGUGUGUGUCAGUGUAUCUGUGUAUGUGUUUCAGUGUCUGUGUCUGUCUGUGUGCAUGGGUCACUAUACUGUAUACACAAUAUAUAUAUAUAUAUAUAUAUAUAUAUAUAUAAAACAAGAGGGGGUUGGCUGCACUCACCUUAACAUGCAUAAAUGGGGGUGCUGCUGGGGGCCAAAUAAUACAAUACACAAGAUCCAGCGCAUUCACCUAUCCACUAAACAGCAACUUCAAUGUUGAAAGAUUUUAUUUGUUUUUUUAAAAACACCUAAUCUAGGCAAAAAUAAUGGGGGUUUAGUUACAUUAUAUGAUCAUACAUUGCAUAAGCCUGCCACAACGUCAAUGUACCCCAUCUUUGGCAGGUCCUACACUAACAGCCUAAUGUCUGCUCUUAUGAGAUUAACCUACUUGGGGAAAAAAAUUCCAUCUGGGGCUCUCUGCAGUACAAGGCUAAAUAGGGCCCUGGGAUGAGGCACCUGUGACAGGGAGGGGUGCAAAACCAAGGAGUUGGCUAGACUCCCAAAUAUAUAUAUAAAACAAGAGGGGGUUGGCUGCACUCACCUUAACAUGCAUAAAUGGGGGUGCUGCUGGGGGCCAAAUAAUACAAUACACAAGAUCCAGCGCACUCACCUAUCCACUAAACAGCAACUUCAAUGUUGAAAGAUUUGAUUUGUUUUUUAAAAACACCUAAUCUAGGCAAAAAUAAUGGGGGUUUAGUUACAUUAUAUGAUCAUACAUUACAUAAGCCUGCCACAACGUCAAUGUACCCCAUCUUUGGCAGGUCCUACACUAACAGCCUAAUGUCUGCUCUUAUGAGAUUAACCUACUUGGGGAAAAAAAAUUCCAUCUGGGGCUCUCUGCAGUACAAGGCUAAAUAGGGCCCUGGGAUGAGGCACCUGUGACAGGUGAUAUAUAUUAGAGAUGCACCGAAAUUUUGACUGCCGAUAUUUGCGGCCGAAAUUGGGCCUAUUGUGCCCAAAAUUACACCAGGCCCAAUCCUGGACAAGUGCGGGCAAGGUAAUUGCGGAAGAAGGGGGCCAACCACCCUUGUAGCUAACUGAUAAGGCUCGGUGAUGUAUUUUAUUUCUGUGCAGCACUGAGGGCUUCUUCUUGCACUGCGCCCUUAUCCCCCUUUGCUUCUGAAGUGAUCCUUUGUGGCAAACUGACACUAAGGUAGUGUGCAGCUCCAUAAGAGAACCCCAUGAACGAAAUCAGCAGAAAGCGCCUCCUCUUUACGCUCUGCGUUAGAGCACCAGGUGUCAUGUGACUACCCAAAGCUCACUUUGAAACAUGCAGAGCAUGCCACAUAGGAUUUCGAUGAGCCACCCAUCCUUGUCAUGACAGGAAUACAGCAGGGAAGGGGGGCUGUCAGUGUGUGUGCAGAGCUGGUGCUGGCUCUGUGAGUGAGACAGGUGCCGCUUGGGAAGGAGAGGUAUGGAUAGAUGGAAGAGGGGAAAGUGAGAGGCAUGGAAGAAGGGGGGAGAGAGACAUGGAAGAAGGGGGGAGUGAAAGAUUGAAAAAGGGGGAGAGAGACAUGGAAGAAGGGGAGAGUGAAAGAUGAUAGAAGGGGGGAACGUGAGAGACAUGGAAGAAGGGGGGAGUGGAAGAUGGAAGGGGAGAGAGACAUGGACGUAGGGGGGAAAGUGAGAUAUGGAAAAAGGGGGAAGUGAGAGGCAUGGAAGAAGAGGGGAGUGGAAGAAGGGGGUGAAAGGUGGAAGAAGGGGGAGAGAGACAUAGAAGAAGGAGGAAAGUGAGUGACCUGGAUAAGCAGGAAAGUGAGAGACAUGGAAGAAGGGGGUAGUGAAAGAGUUAAGAGGGAGAGAGGCAUGACUUGUAGUUUAUUGGUUUGUAGUUUAUUGGUUUGUAGUUUUUCAUAUUAGAUUCAUUAAAUUAAUUAAAAAGUCUAAUAUUAAUAAAAUUAUAGAAAAAAAAUAUUUUAAAAUGAUUUUGGGAACAAAAUUCAUUUCGUUUUGGUUUUCGGCCAAGGGCAUCCUGAAUUUUCAGUUUCGGAACAGAAUCUUCAUUUCGGUGCAUCCCUAUAUACUAUACUGUAUAUCAGUAUGUGUGUUAAACAGUGUUUAAUUGUGUGUAAUAUGUGUUUAAAUGUCUGUAUAAAUGUAUGUGUAACUGUGUGUGUCACAAUAUGUAUCAGUAGGUUUGUAUGUGUGUGGGUCAAUUGCUGCUUGCUUGUGUCUGAGUCAGUUAAUGUGUAUGUGAGUUAGAUUGUGCAUGCAUCAAAUAGGCCAAUGACUUAAUCUAAUUGGACUUAACACGGUUAAACUGAAAUCUUAAUUAUAUGACAUUGAAAUCUAUUAUACGCAAAUAAGUUGACAUACAAUGACCUUGAUUUAAUAUUUUCGAUAAACUUUUCAAAGGAACAUGAUUUGUUAGAAAAGCCUUUCAAAUACUUUAUCUACCGUCUGAAAUGUGUCAAACAAAUUACUUUCCCAGCUAUGGCCAUGGCAGCACUACCUCCCCUCUAGUGCCAUACCGCAGUUCUUUUUUACUGUCUACACUGUCCAGGUUUUCAACACAUUUUUAUCAUGCAUACAUUUUCUUUAGGGCUUACCAGGUUUUUUUUUUUACUUUUAUCCUGGUGGGAGUUCAGCCUCUCUUCCUCCAGAAGCUGCAGUAUAUGGCUCUUCACCAAGAGUGACCCUGCGCAGAUCCUUUAAUCGAUCUGGGGUGUAUGCUACAGUGACCCUUGGGUAGCAGCUUAGAACUUAAGGUCCAGUGCAAAUUCUUUCUAGGUAUCUGAUGGCCUGGAGGAAACAGUUCUUGUAAUUACAUAAGUGCUGGGAAGCCUGACUAUCUGGAUGCUGGUGUUUUACUUUGCAGCCAGGAGUCCUCUAAGGAGAUUCAGUCGGCAUUCAUUUUUUUUUUGGCUGAAUUCGCCCAAAGUUGUUUGAAAAUCUGCAAAAAAUUUUACAAAGUUUGGAAUUCUAUUUAUUUGGUAUUCGGUCAUUUCCGAUAGUGCAAAUAUUGCGCUUACAUGUGGAUUGUUGUAAGGCACCAGUGUAUUUUAUUUAUUAUAUAUAUAUAUAUAUAUAUAUAUAUAUAUAUAUACACACACACACAAAUUCAGACAUGAGCACUCACUUGGAUUUUCCAAUAGUAUAUUAAAAAGUAUUCAUCAAUCUACAUCAACGUUUCGACCCUUCAUGGUCUUAAUCAAGAUGAGUCUGGACUUUUGUAUAUAUAUAUAUAUUAGAUUCAUAUAUAUAUAUAUAUAUAUAUAUAUAUAUAUAUAUAAACACACACAAAAAAUGAGUACUACGAAAAAAUAAAGUAUGAUCUGCCUGGGUGCAAUCCUGCGUUACAUAUAUACAAAAAUGAGGGUUAGGGAGUACUCUCAGGUCUCAAAUUUGUGCAAAUAGUGUAUUUUUUGGGUCUCCAAAGAUCAACUGUGCAUUAUAAAUCAAAUCGACGUUGCAACCUGUUCGGGUCUUUUUUAAGAUCAUAUGAAUUUUUCAUUUUCAUAUGAUUCAGGAAAUAGUGUUACCUGUCUUUUUCACUACCCCUUCCUCUGAAGAGGAAAGAAAUCUUCAUCUUCUGGAUGUGGUUAGAGGCCAGUCAGUCUACCUUAACAGAACCCUGGAUUGGAGGAAAUUGAAAAGGCUCUUCAUUGUUCCAGUGGGUCAGAAUAUAGGCGAGAGGGCAUCUGUUAAAACUAGUACAUAAUGCUCUCCAGAUGUACUACUACGGCUAUAUUCAAAGCUUUGCUUAGGAGGUUAAGGCAAUACCGGUUUCUAGGGAUUGAAAGCACAUUUCAUAAAGGCCCUCUUUGCUUCAUGGGCAGCUGUAGCACAUAUUCCUUCCGAACAGAUCUGUAGGGCAGUCAUGUGGUCCUUGUGGCAUACCUUCAUCCGUCAUUCCUUUCAAGGAAUGAAAUUUGUCACAGCCACAUAAGUUAAAUACAUGAAUUUAGUGUUUGCAGCAAUUAUACGUUUGUUGAUUUCUUUCUUUCCAUCGCUAGUUAGUUUGGCUUUGUCAUGUCCAGUAAGUAGUGCUGCCAUAGCCAAGGCCAGGAAAAGAGCAAAUGGAUUUAUACUUACCCCUAUUUCCUUUUCCCAGUAAUGGGCUAUGGCAGCACAACGGUCCACUCUAAAAUCUAUGGCUUUAUACAAACUGGGGUUUUGGGCCUAGAGGUGAGGUAUUUAUAAACAUUUAAAUUUUUCCUGUCCAAUGGGAGUGGUGGGAAGAACUAAGCCAGGAGUAGUGCUGCCAUGGCCCAUUACCAGAAAAAGAAAAUAUCAUUAUGUAUGAAUACCUUUUCUCUGUUUUCCCCCAUUUAUUUGCCAGUUUUUAAAACUGCUCAAUAUUUUACAGGAUAUAGAAUAAGCCUUGUUCAGUCAGUGGAGAAAGUGACUGAGAUAGAACUAUUUUUUCUAAGAUGAACAUAAAAAUGCUGAAUAAUACAAUAUUGUACAUCCUGCUCUUCUUUGUGAUUUGUAUAUAUAUAUAUAUAUAUAUAUAUAUAUAUAUAUUUAUUUAUCUGCAUCUGUAUAUCUCCAAUGUAUUUUUAAAAGAAUUAAAAAAUAAGAAAUAAAAAAAUAAAGAAUGCUGAAUGUGUAAUUAAAACCAUUGUAUGUUAUAUUAAUGGAACAUGAUAUUAAAUGUAUAUUUUCAAUCAUUUUAGGAGACCCAUUAAAUAUAAGUUGUUCUGCUUUCAUUGGAUACAACAAGUCCGUUUUAGCAGCUAUCUUCUGGAGCAUAAAUGGUACACAUGUUGCUAGUCUUAAUUACUCUAGAUUCCAAGAGUAUGCAAGGUAUGCAUAUUAAUUAAAUGUUUGAAAUUACUAAAAUGUCUAGUGAAUUUACCUACUUACAUUUCAAAUAAUAUAUUACAAUUAUUUUACUUUCCAUUUAGGAAUUAUAUUACACCAUCGCAUGAAUUUUAUAUUGAGUCAACAUUGCACAUUCGGAAAGUGGAGGAACAAGAUUUUAACUCCAACUUUACAUGCUUUGUUUCAAGUAGUAGAGGGGGUCAAGAUUCCAUAGUAAUCUUAAAAUAUCCAGGUAAGAGUAUUUACAGGGAUAUAUAAGCUUUGUGGGCUAAUUUGCUAAUUAGUAGGCCACAAAGAAUUAUUAUUACUCGUUAAUUAAUUAUUAUACGCUCCGUUAUACUUUAACACAAAUGACAUCCUACUUAUUUUACAUCAUUAUAGUUACCAUUGAAUCAAUACAACUAUGCAUACUGAAAUUGUAAAUACUGAUAUCAGUUCAGUUUACAAGUUAGAGUGUCCAAACAAAAUGGUGUCACAUACAACCUUAUACCAAAAAUCAUAUUCACUAUGCCAUGUUUUAGGGUCAUUGGUGUAAGAGAGAUGAAAACUAGAUUUGGAAAUGUGGGCAAAUUUGUCCUGGAAAUCCAAUUUCCGAAACCGCCACGUGCCAGAAUUUAAGAGUAACUGACUCAAGCAAACCCGAACAAGCUUGUUUUGAUUUGUGAUUGGAGUGCCAUUCUGUCAUGAGAAGUAUACCUAAACUCGCAGGAAAUGGGAUCCCAAAAUAGAGAGACAGAAAUAAACAUAUUACCAGGUUUUAGCGUGAACUGACUUAACAUAAUAAAGAGUAGAAAAAUAAUAAAGAUAAAUAUAAGAGAUUUAGUCCCAUGUGUGGAACCCAACCUGAGGGUCUUUGCCAUGCCUUGGUUCCAAACUACAAUGUACUGCUUAAAUACCCAUUAUGUAACAAGUAACACCCUGAGGGUGGAACAUACGUUUAAGUAAAAAAUUAGCCAUUACCAUACAAAAUAAAAAAGGUCACAAUAAAAUACCACUAUGUAUAUAAAAAAAAAAAAAAGAGUAUGUAAAAAACACAUGCAGAAUGCAUCCAAUUAACUGCAUCUCAGUAUGGAAAGUACAACCUUGUUAUGCUCUAUAUCCUCGAAAAAAGGCAUAAUGAAUGAAUAAACUGCAAUAAUAUUAGCAAAUAUGUUUGCUGCAGUAUACAAUAUUGUACGAAAGGGACACUUGUAACCAUGCAAAUGUUCCAGUGCAAACGGGCACUUAACUUGAUAGUAUAUUGCAAUCCAAUCUUCAAUUCAAGUGUCUCCAAUACAUAAACAUUCAUGGAUGGAACCACAGCCAGAAAAAAUACACUUUAUACUCUAAGUAGAGUAUAAAUGCACAUAGACCCAGAAGCAGAAGCAUAUAGACCCAUAAGAAAAGAACUGAUGUGGAAAAUUCAAUAUACACUGAUGUCAUCAUAAGAAAGUAGACACGGCAAAAUCCCUAUUUAAAUCUUCUGUGCUCCAAGCAAUAGCAAUGCUAACUGUGGAUCCAGAAGGCCGCAUCAUUUUUAGGAUUUUUAUAUAUAUCCUGCACUCUGGUUUGUAUUGGGACAGAGUCAAUUAUUUGGCAUUUUAACUGGAAUUGUUUGUUUAUGUUCUGAAAAAUGGUUUAGCAAGCUUUCCAGACUGGAUGUCAGUGCGAUGUUUAAAUAAAUGUUCCCUACUUCUGUUAGUGGUCUCCCCAAUGUAAGUAAAAAAACACACACAUUUUAAUAGAUACACAACAAAAAUUGAUAGAUAUGUGUAAACAUUCCUAAUGCAAAAUUAGUUUCCUGUAUGUUUAUGUGAGAAGAAUUGACUGUUUAUGACGGAGUUGCAGGAAGUACAGUUUAAAAAUCCCUAUUGACUCUAUCCCCAUACAAAAUAGAGGGCAGGAUAGACAAAAACAUCUCUUCUGGACCCACAUUUUGCAUUACUUGGAGCCCAGUGGAUUGAAUGGGGAUUUUUAUGUGUCCCUUUUAUUAUGGUGAUAUCAGUCUAUAUUGCAUUUUUUCACAUCAUUUAUGUGGAUCUAUAUGCUUCUGCAUGUGCUAAUGCUUUUUCUUUUUUUCUUUUUUUUGUUUUUUAGAGUAAAGUGCCCUAUUCUGGCUGUGGUUCCCUGCUUGGUAGUAUAUGUAUUGGAGAUAUUUGAUUUGAAGAUUGGAUUGCUAUAUACUAUUAAGUUAAGUGCCUGUUUGCACUGGAAACUUCGAAUGGCUACAAGUGUGCUUUUCAUACCAUAUUAUAUAAUGCAGGAAACAUAUUUGUUAAUAUUGUUGCAGCUAAUUCAUUAUGCCUCUUUUGGAAGACAUAGAACAUAACAAGGUUGUACUUUCCAUAUGGAGAUGUAGUUAAUUGGAUUAUGUAUAUGUAUAUUUUGCUCAUGUUAUUUUGAUAUCCUCCUUUCUAUAUAUUUUGGUAUUUUAUUGUUCUUUUUAUCUGGUAUGGUAACGGUCAAGCGUUCAGUAAUGUAUGUUGCAUCCUUAGGAUGUUGUAAUCUAAUGGGUAUGUAAGUUGUACAUUGUAUUUUGGAACCUAGGCUUGACAAAGAUUCUAAGGUUAGGUCAAAACGUUGUAGGUUCCAAACAGGUGGAAUAAAUCGCUUUGAAAUUUA
Messenger RNA from Pelobates cultripes (western spadefoot toad), 29593 nucleotides. The record is from the annotation of a GenBank genome assembly. Lineage: Eukaryota; Metazoa; Chordata; Amphibia; Anura; Pelobatidae.